AUGGUGGUUGUGAGUGUGACAGCUCUACAAGAGAAGCCUUCUCCACCUAGGACAACAAAACUAUUUACCUUUAUUGAUUUUCAACUAGAAGCGAUCAAACCAGGUCACUUCAUCGUGAGGCAGUCCCUUAACGAUAAGACCUGGCGAUUUGAAUACAGAUAUCAAGUACAGCUAGAUCCGCGAAAAUAUCUCGGCAUCAGAGGAAAUCCACUGGACCUGAUAGACGAAUCAGACGAAGGAUUAACAAGGUUCCAACAGCAGGAAAGACACGGCCUCGUCUUCUUAAAAAUUCCCGGACGAAACGAUGAUUUUUUUGACAAGGAGAAAAUUGAUAAUAAUAUAGAAAAACAUGUGCAAAGGGAAGAGUGUUCUCAGUGUAAGAACAGGACAGAGUACUACUGCAGGACGUGUAAACAAGAUCUAUGUGUACCUUGUAAGGAGGAACAUGUGAUAGACUUUGACACCAAACACCAUGAUGUAGUGAUUGAUCGCUUAAAGUAUGGAGAUAUUAUGUUACUACAGACUUGUGAGGGACACACAAACAUGGAUUGCAUACGUUCCGAUUUUAGAUCUUGUCAAACUGAAAUCUCCAAACUCCAGGAGAAUAUGAUGUUCAAAGCUAAGAGGCUUAAUGAUCAGAUAGAUGAAACGAUAGAGGACAUUAGGAAAAUAAAACCUUACUUAAAUUCUAUACAGAAACGACAAAGAAGACACAUAAGAUCCAUACAAACACGUCUUCACUCUCUGAGCAAGGAAAUCAACAAAGAUAAUGUUUUUAAUUUUCUGGGAGGAAUCCAAACUACAGAAACCAGAAAAAGACAAGCAAGAAGUGAACAGCUGUUUCAAGUGAUAUCUCAACCAAUGGUACAGAAAACGUUUACAGUAAAGCCUAAAUCGGUACUAGAUGAUGCCAGUUUUCAUAUUUCUUGUGUGACUCCAAACCUUGCCUGGGUCAGCAAUUGGAACCAUUUAAAAUUGAUAGACACAGCAUGUUACAAUGUGUUUUUUCUGAUCGAUAAAUAUAAGAACGAUGGUGUACACACAGUGACUAAAGAAGGCAAUCUUGUGUACAUAGAUAAGAGUUACAAAAUCAAGAAACUCUCAUUGAACUAUAAAGAAAUCUCUUCAGUGAUAAGGAUUCCAAAACCUUGGAAACCAUACUGUCUCUAUUGCUCCCCUUUGAAUGGAGAUUUUCUUAUUGUGAUGAAACAGAAUCCAUAUAAAGCCAUGGUUGCUCGGUAUAACAGUGAAGGACGAAAACUCCAACACGGUCCAAAUUACAAUCUUUAUGUUAGUCCUAGGUAUAUCACGGAAAACCAAAAUGGAGAUGUGAUAGUUUCUGACUUUUAUGUCAUAACUGUGACAGACUCUUUAGGAACACAUCGAUUCUCCUACAAAGGAGAUCCACAAGCAUCAGAAUUUAGCCCAAAUGGAAUUUGUACAGAUGCUCUGUCACACAUCCUUUUUUGUGAAGCUUACACCAAGACAGUUCAGAUGAUUGACAAGGACGGUCAGUUCCUGGCAGUGCUGCUGACAGAAGAACAAGGAAUAGAAUAUCCAUACAGCCUUAGCUACGAUCACAAAUCUCAUCUUCUGUGGGUCGGAUCAUUAAGGAGCAGUACAGUCUGUAUAUACAGACACAUAGAGAGACAUGAAUUUCUUAAAGACAAUUAG
Molecule: messenger RNA, 1674 nt
Organism: Saccostrea cuccullata (small rock oyster)
Lineage: Eukaryota; Metazoa; Mollusca; Bivalvia; Ostreida; Ostreidae
Exons: 8
Coding region: 1-1674 (557 amino acids)
Molecular function (GO): zinc ion binding
Source: RefSeq, a predicted model, not a curated record